Molecule: messenger RNA, 1836 nt
Organism: Ceratitis capitata (Mediterranean fruit fly)
Lineage: Eukaryota; Metazoa; Arthropoda; Insecta; Diptera; Tephritidae
Product: serine protease persephone
Exons: 5
Coding region: 566-1792 (408 amino acids)
Biological process (GO): proteolysis
Molecular function (GO): serine-type endopeptidase activity
Source: RefSeq, a predicted model, not a curated record
UGUCAUCUCAGUCGCUUAACUGCAUUGCAAUGAAAUAGUCGUCAUUUGUAGCGUCUAGUAUUUUCCUGAAUGUUCGCAAACUAUUUCGAUACUGAACGCGAGUGUUUUAGUGUUUUUGAAAUAUUUUUUAUUGCGUUAAAUAUUUACAAUACCUCAAGUUUAUACGAAAAAAUUAUGAAAAUAAGUUGAUGAGCUGGAAUUAUAAACAACUGAAACGACAAUUGAGAACCACUUAAUCAUUGAUGAUUUUGAGCUGAACAAAAACUACAACAACGACAACAACAAAAACACUAGAAGUGAACAUAUAACUUUGAUCUGCAACGCUCUCCUGUUCAAGUCAUUAACAAAAUCUUACUGAGUGAACGAUUGAUGCUUGAAAGAUUGCUGACAUUCUGGUAGUGUAUCUCACAGAGCGAUCGGAGCGUGUGUAUUGAGACAAUUUUUCCAGUUGUUUUUGGAGCGAAGAGUGUAUAAUUUUCUUGUUGGUAGAGAGAGAGUGCAAAAAAACAUCUCUCUAUCUACUAUCUUUGUUUAUGUUGAUAUCGCGCUCGCGACGCCAACAAACAUGUUUACAUCGCUCAGAAUUCGUUUGUCGUUGAGUUUGUGGAUUUUCGCGCUUAUUUUUAUUUAUACCUCUACGUAUAUAGCUCACGCUUUACCGGCAACAGCUAUUGGUGGAAGUGAUAAAAUUGGCAAUGCAUGUGAUGUUAAGGAAGGAGUCGUCGGUAAAUGUGCAAUAGAACGAAACUGUCCAGAUCUUCGGUUGCAAAUGCAAAAUCUUGGGCUGACAAAAGUCGAUGUGAAAAGUUGUGGUUUCACAACCUACGAAGAGAUCAUCUGUUGUCCCUUACCAAAUUUUACCAGCGCUUUGGGAAUUUUCAAUACCAGAAACGAAUAUUUAGAUAGUGAUAUAAAUGUGAAUGGGACCAAGGCGACACGUGGCAACUUCGAUGGUGGGCAGGAACGGAAAGCUAAAAGAGCUUGUAGUCUUCUCGACAAAUACGCUGAGCCCUUUACAGUGCCGCACAUACUUGGCGGCUCACCGGUUUCGCCAGGCGAAUAUCCACAUAUGGCUGCUAUCGGCUAUGCGACAAUUAAUCUACAGGGUUCUCCUUAUGAGUUUCGUUGCGGUGGCGCCCUAAUCGACAGACGGUUCGUACUUACCGCAGCACAUUGUAUUAAUCGACCCGACAGUCGACCGAUUGUAGUGCGUUUGGGUGUUACAGAUUUCAAUAGCGCCGACCAGAUGAAAAAUGUCGUUGAUGUGCCAAUUGCGAAUCUCUAUCCCCACAAGAAUUACCGUUCGCUGGAGAAGUAUGAUGAUAUUGCCAUAAUAGAGCUGCAACGUGACGUUGAGUACUCUUCUCUAGUAUUUCCCAUUUGUCUGCAUACGGAUUCGGUUGAUCCGCCGUCGAACGCGGUGCUCAACGUCACAGGGUGGGGAGCAACUAGCGUAGAAACUCGUAAGAAAUCCGAUGUACUACUAACGGCUAGCGUAAAAAUUGUUCCAUUGAAAAAUUGUAGUGACACUUAUCAACGCAACAGUUUCCUGCCUACUCAGGGCUUACUGCCCACACAACUGUGUGCCCGAGAUCCGAAUGUCGUUGGCGAUGCCUGUUGGGGUGAUUCUGGCGGACCACUUAAUCUCAUCGUAGACGAACGUUUGCGGAAAAUGCAGGUUAUUGGCAUAGUCUCGGCUGGCGACGGCUGUGCUGGUCCUACCCCAAGCUUGUAUACGCGGGUAUCGGAGUAUUUGGACUUCAUUGAGGAAAUCGUGUGGAAGGAUUUAUGAAAUUACGUAUUUUUCAAAGAAUAAGUUUUUUUAUUUUCAAAUUA